AUGACGUUGUGUGCUUAUCCUCCGGUGGAACCAGAAUGCGACCAGGAUGACUCUCCGAUUGUGGAAGAAGUGAUCGGAAAACUGGAAGAUGUUGCACCUGGAACGUAAGUAUUCUGCGUGAACCUUAGAAACCGAACCAUGAUGUUUCAGCAAGAAGAUCUUCGAGGUCCGUGAUCGGAAGGUUCUAGUGAUCAACGACGACGGAAAGCUUCUCGCCAUCAACGGCCUCUGCUCCCAUUACAAUUUCCCAUUGGAGAGCGGAGUCUACGCGAAGGGAAGAAUCAGAUGCCCUCUGCACGGAGCCUGCUUCAACGUGCGAACGGGAGACAUCGAAGACUAUCCAGGAUUCGACAGUGUCCACUCCUACCCGGUCAGUGAUUCCCUUCUCCACCUUCAAGUUGAUCUUUCCAGGUUUACGAGAAAGAAGGCAACAUUUACAUCAAGACGACAAAGAAAAAGUUGGGCUCCGACCGGCGAGUCCGUCAUCUUCCGACUCUGAAAAAGUGCGAGGACCGUCCGGUCGUGAUCAUCGGGGGCGGAGUGGCUGCUGCUACGUUCAUCGAGCACUCCAGACUGAAUGGAUUGGUCACUCCCAUUCUAGUCAUCUCCGAGGAAUCGUUCCCUCCCUACGACAGAGUGCUCCUUUCGAAGAAUCCUGCGGCUACCGGCGAAGAUAUUCGUUUGCGAAAGGACGACGCAUUCUAUGAGGAGAGAAAUGUGACGUUCCUUUUGAAGACUUCGGUGACUGGGGUGAAACCGAACAGAAGAGAAGUUAGUCUGUCGAACGGGGAAACGAUUGUGUAUUCGAAGUUGAUCAUUGCCACCGGAGGGAAUGUCAGGAAAUUGCAAGUCCCUGGAGCCGAUCUCAAGGUUAGUACUUCUUGUGCUUACAGAAAACCACGGAUGUCUUCAGAACAUAUUUUACGUGCGUAAAGUGGAAGAAGCCAACGCGGUGGCUAACGCGCACGCCGGAAAGCACGUCGUCUGCGUCGGUUCCUCGUUCAUCGGAAUGGAAAUUGCGUCUUCCCUGGCCGCGAAUGCCGCUUCCGUCACCGUCAUUUCCAACUCGGCCGAGCCUCUUCCGGUGUUCGGAGCCGACAUCGGAAAGGGAAUCCGUCUGAAGUUCGAGGAGAAGGGCGUCAAGUUCGAGCUGGCCACAAGUGUAGUGGCUCUACGUGGCAAUUCGGAGGGAGAUGUAGAAAAAGUGAUACUUGCGAAUGGAAAUGAAUUGGAUGUGGACGUUUUGAUUUGUGGAAUCGGAGUCGUUCCGGCCACGGAAUUCUUGAAAGACUCUGGAGUUGCUUUGGACGAACGAGGAUUCAUUGAAGUCGAUGAGAAGUUCAGAACGAACAUCACCUACAUCUUCGCAAUCGGAGACGUCGUCACAGCCCCUCUUCCACUUUGGGGCAUCGAGAGCAUCAACAUUCAGCACUUCCAGACUGCUCAGACUCACGGUUAGCCUUUUCCACUGCUCCGAAGACUACAAGAAUAGUAUUCAGGUCAAUAUCUCGGCUACACAAUUGUCGGAAAACCACAACCUGGUCCGAUAGUCCCUUACUUCUGGACAGUUUUCUUCUUCGCCUUUGGCCUGAAGUUCUCAGGAUGCAGUCAAGGAUCCACAAAGGAAUACACCAAUGGAGACCCGGAAACUGGAAGUUUCACCAGAUACUUUUUGAAGUAAGAACGUCAAAAUAUAAAUGUGUACAUUGUGUAAUUUCAGGAAAGACAAAGUUAUCGCCGUGGCGUCUGGAGGUCCGACCUCCGCUCCAGUCCAAUUCGCGGAAAUCUUCAAGAAGGGAAUCGAAGUUACUUUGAAAGACCUGAAGAAGUGAGUUGAUCCGAAUAAAAGCUUUCCAGUCUGUGCCUAUUUUCAGCAGCAAAGAUCAUCAAUGGUCUCAUCUCCUUCAAUAG
This is a messenger RNA of Caenorhabditis sp. 36 PRJEB53466, 1911 nucleotides long. NCBI's taxonomy places the organism in Eukaryota, Metazoa, Nematoda, Chromadorea, Rhabditida, Rhabditidae. The record is from the annotation of a GenBank genome assembly.